GUCGCAAAACUGCGUGCAAAUGUUUUGGUUCAGCAUAAAGCAUAUCUAACUACUCUACCGAUAUCGAUAGCCAGGCCAAGUUGGAAUCUACAUUAAUCAUACACCACCAGAAGGACCUUUGCCAGCUAUUUUUUGCAGACAAUCGAUCUCUACACUUUGAGACAAAUCUAAAAGACAACAUGCCGUCCGCUCAACCUGCCACACCUCCCUCCACUCCUCCUGGUCUGGAACCUUCUCUGCCUCUCCCAUCACCCUGUCUAUCAUAUUGGCACAAAACCACUCGCGGCUUCCCUUACCUCAACGCCAACCGUACCACCCCAGUCCCAGAGACCGCCGAAUAUAUCAUCAUCGGCUCCGGCAUCUCAGGUGCUUUAACAGCCUUCUCUCUGAUCGACUCUGGCGUCUCAGGCGGUAAAAUCCUUAUCCUGGAAGCCAGAGAAGCAGUUUCCGGAGCCAGUGGCAGGAAUGCAGGACAUGUACGCCCCUAUGCAUUUAGAGGUUAUGCCGCCUACGCUGCCGUUCAUGGACCCGAGCAAGCGAAGAAAAUCAUCGUCGAGGAGAGAAAAGUGCUGCAUGCUGUUGAUGAGUUUGUGCGUCGACACAACGUUUCCUGCGACUUUGACUUGACCACUACUUUUGAUGUUUGCUUAACACCCGAGUUUGCUGCGUAUGAGGCGCAGAGUUUUGAGGCUUUUAAAGCUGCUGGUGGAGAUGUUUCGCAUGUGCAGUUCUAUGAGGGUGAGGAGGCGAAGCGUAGGACUAGGGUCCCGGAGGCUGUUGCGGCGUAUGAGUGGCCCGCUGGGUCUAGUCAUCCUGCUAAGUUAGCACAAUGGCUGUUGAGCAGUGUUAUCGAAAAGGGCGCGCAGCUAUGGACACAUUGUCCUGCUAUCGCUGUGAACGAGUCGAAGCAUCCGGGAUAUCGAUGGGACGUACGCACACCUCGAGGUGUUGUCUCAGCUCAGACGAUCGUGCACAGUACGAAUGCAUAUGCUGCAGCUUUAUUGCCUCACCUCAAUGGCUACAUCACGCCGAAUCGAGCGCAGGCACACUCACUGGUACCCACGUCCGCUUUCAGCGCUGAGAAUGUGCUGAGCAGCACAAUGUCGCUGAGAUACAGUCUCCAUCACUUUUACUCGGUCAUCCAGAGAAAGGGCGACGGCACAAUCGUGCUCGGCGUUUCCAGGUCCAAUCCAGAGCUCAGCGCAGAAACACUGGCAGUGCGGGAGAGUUUCGACGAUGGCGCAUUCAAUCAGGAGAUCGUGGACGAUGCGAUGAAGCGUUUUGGGAUAAUGUUCCCAGGGUACGGUGAGGAGAGUGAGCGCCAUGGAGAAGGCCUGGAUCAUGCGUGGACGGGUAUAAUUGCCAUGACCCCUGAUUCGGUGCCAUAUGUCGGCGCGAUCGAAGAGUUGCCGGGACAGUACAUCUGUGCUGGGUUCAACGGCCAUGGAAUGGCGAGAAUCUUCACAUGCGCGCCCGGCCUGGCCAAGUUGAUGCUGGGUGGAUCGUGGGAAGACACCGGUUUGCCAGAGUGCUUCCAAUACGGCAAGGAGAGACUUGUAAAGGCUGUUCGAAAGGGUCAAAAGGGAAGUGUUUGGUAGAUCGCUGCUUCCAGGCACAAAAGACGUGCGCACGUAGAGUUAGCAAAAAACCAAGAGUUAACUAGGGAAACUUCUCUCGACCAAAUCAUCUACGCGACCACGCUGGGAGUCGAACAACUGCCCCAGGAAUCUAUUUAUGCUCCGAUUUG
Messenger RNA from Aureobasidium pullulans EXF-150, 1747 nucleotides. RefSeq names its product FAD dependent oxidoreductase. Bases 180 to 1598 code for a protein of 472 amino acids. Gene Ontology annotation, cellular component: cytoplasm. Gene Ontology annotation, molecular function: oxidoreductase activity. NCBI's taxonomy places the organism in Eukaryota, Fungi, Ascomycota, Dothideomycetes, Dothideales, Saccotheciaceae. The transcript is spliced from 2 exons. The record is from RefSeq and is a predicted model, not a curated record.